GGUCACACUAGUGCACACUGGUGCUGCGGGCUGCUGUUAAAAAAAAUGCUUUAAACAGUGAAAAGUUCGUUUCGUUGUUGUUGUUCCAGCUAAAAUAAUGGUAAAUUCGAUCGGCGGGAUAUAAACAAGCCGUGUGAAAAGUGGGAGAGCAAGCGACAGGCGGAGAGGCACCGAAGACAAAAGUGCAGUUUUAGGGCGUGUUUGUGCCCCCCCCCGUACUCGCUCCCAGUACCUUCCCAUCCACCCGCAGCAGUCUGCUGCUCAGCGGAGAUGCAAAAAGCUAAAGCUCCAGCAAACAUGCAACAAAUUAUGCAUCUGCUGCUGCACCUUGCCUAACAAAUCGAAAGUGGGAGUGAGAGAGAAAAGGUUGGCGUAACAUUUCGCAAACUUCCUUCUUUUCGUGUGUCUCCAAUUUUUUUGUCUACUCCAAAUUGCCAAGUGAAGUAGAAAACGCAGAAAGAGCAGAGAAGAGAGUGGAGAAAGAAAAUGCGCGAGUGUGUGUGUGUGUGGAAGCAGCAGAGAGCGAAAAAUGAAAUGAAAUAAAAUAAAUUCAAGAAAAUUCAAAGCAAAGGCAAACGCAAAUAAUUGAUCGCAAGUGUUGGUUGAAGGCAAGUGGAGAGAAAAAAAAUCACCGUAUCGUAUCCCAAGGCGGAGCGGUGCAAAAAGAGUGUACAAAUUGUUUAUUGCUGCGCAAGAGCGAUAGCAACGACCCACAACCCACCACCCAGCCACAGCCACAGCAGCUCCCAGCUCCACCUCCACUUCUGAAAUGGGUGCUCAGCAGGGAAAGGAGCGCGGCUCGCAUUCGAGCGGUGGGGGCGGUGGUGGCGUCCCCGUCAGUUGCAUUGGCCUCUCCAGCAGCAGCAGUCCCGUGGCCUCCGUCUCCCCCCAUUGCAUCAGUGCUGGCAACAGCAGCAGCGGCGGCGGAGGUCCACUAGGGGCGGGCUCCACACUGCGUGGCUCACGCAUCAAAUCCUCGACGGGUCAUGGUCAUGGCAGUGGCGGUGGGAGCAGCGGAGUCGGUGGCAGCAGCAGCGGCGGCGGCUCUGGAGGAUUAUCACAGCGCAGUAAUGCCCACAAGGAUGCGAGGUGUAAUCCCUCCGUGGGACUCAACAUAUUCACCGAGCAUAACGGUGGUACGAAGCACAGCUCUUUUCGCGGCCAUCCAGGCAAAUAUCACAUGAAUUUAGAAGCGCUGCUGCAGUCGCGUCCAUUACCUCACAUUCCGGCUGGGAGCACGGCAGCCUCCCUGCUGGCCGAUGCAGAACUGCAAUGCAGCGACUCCGGAUUGCAGUGCUCCUCCCUCGGGGGCCACAGUUCGGCGACAUCGGUGUUCGAGUCGACGCAUCGCUGGACCUCCAAGGAGAAUCUGCUGGAGCCGGGACCGGAGGAGGACGAUCCGCAGCUGUUUGUGGCACUGUAUGACUUCCAGGCAGGCGGCGAGAACCAGCUGAGCCUGAAGAAGGGCGAACAAGUGCGGAUCCUCAGCUACAAUAAGUCCGGGGAGUGGUGCGAGGCGCACUCAGACUCCGGGAACGUCGGCUGGGUGCCCUCCAACUAUGUGACGCCAUUGAAUUCGCUGGAGAAGCACUCGUGGUACCACGGACCCAUCUCACGCAAUGCCGCAGAGUAUCUGCUGAGCUCGGGCAUCAAUGGGAGCUUUCUGGUGCGCGAGAGCGAGAGUUCUCCGGGCCAAAGGAGCAUCAGUCUGAGGUACGAGGGUCGCGUCUAUCACUACCGCAUCUCGGAGGAUCCCGAUGGCAAGGUGUUCGUCACCCAGGAGGCGAAAUUCAACACACUGGCGGAGCUGGUGCAUCAUCACAGUGUGCCCCAUGAGGGGCAUGGCCUGAUCACGCCCCUGCUCUAUCCGGCGCCCAAGCAGAACAAGCCCACGGUCUUCCCCCUGAGUCCGGAGCCAGACGAGUGGGAGAUCUGUCGCACGGACAUUAUGAUGAAGCACAAGCUCGGCGGCGGCCAGUACGGUGAAGUGUACGAGGCCGUGUGGAAGCGCUACGGCAACACGGUGGCCGUCAAGACCCUCAAGGAGGAUACAAUGGCCCUCAAGGAUUUCCUCGAGGAGGCGGCCAUCAUGAAGGAGAUGAAGCAUCCGAAUCUAGUGCAGCUCAUCGGUGUGUGCACGCGUGAGCCUCCGUUUUACAUCAUCACCGAAUUCAUGUCGCAUGGCAAUCUGCUGGACUUUCUGCGCUCCGCGGGUCGCGAGACCCUCGACGCCGUGGCCCUGCUCUACAUGGCCACGCAAAUAGCUUCGGGGAUGAGCUACCUGGAGGCGCGCAACUACAUCCAUCGCGAUUUGGCGGCCAGAAACUGCCUCGUGGGCGACAAUAAGCUGGUGAAGGUGGCGGACUUUGGGCUGGCGCGGCUGAUGCGCGACGAUACGUAUACGGCGCAUGCCGGCGCCAAGUUCCCCAUUAAGUGGACGGCCCCCGAGGGACUGGCGUACAACAAGUUCAGCACCAAGUCGGAUGUGUGGGCCUUUGGGGUGCUGCUGUGGGAGAUAGCCACGUACGGGAUGUCCCCAUAUCCGGGCAUCGAUCUGACCGAUGUAUAUCACAAGCUAGAGAAGGGCUAUCGCAUGGAGCGGCCGCCCGGCUGUCCGCCCGAGGUGUACGAUCUGAUGCGCCAGUGCUGGCAGUGGGAUGCCGCCGACAGGCCCACAUUCAAGAGCAUACACCAUGCGCUGGAGCAUAUGUUUCAGGAAUCGUCCAUCACCGAAGCGGUCGAGAAACAGCUAAACGCCAGCAGCAGCAGCAGCUCCCACAACAACCCCCCCAGCAGCGGCGGUGGCAACACCACAUCGGGCAUAGUAGUCGGCGGUGCCAGUGGCACUCAGUCAGCGGCCAGCGGAGCCUCCUCAUCGGCCUCGCUCAGCCUCACCCCACAAAUGGGGAAGAAGGCCCUGCCAGCGACCCCCUCCCAGUGCCAGUCGUCGUCUUCCCUCACGCCAAAUGCCCAUCAACAGCAGCAUCAGCAGCAGCAGCAGCACGAUCAGCAGCAGGCUAGCACGCCCAUGUCAGAUACCGGCUCCACCUCCACAAAGCUGAGCACCUUCUCCAGCCAGGGCAAGGGCAAUGUACAGAUGCGACGCACCACCAAUAAGCAGGGAAAACAGGCGCCAGCACCACCCAAGCGAACCAGUCUGCUUUCGAGCAGUCGGGACUCUACAUAUCGCGAGGAGGAUCCAAUCAGCGCCAGUGGUGGCGGCAGCGGCACCAAUCAGCGGUGCAACUUCAUCGAUGACCUCAAUACGAAUGGUAUAAACACAAGCACAAAAUUGCAUAGAAAUUUCAGCUAUUUCAGCCAGACCCUUAGUAGAAAUUUCAAGACCCAAAUUCCAACCCACCAACAACAACAACAACAACAAUACACACCACAAGAACAACAUCAACAACAAAUACGUACAGCACACGUACAGCUGCCAGUGCCACUGAAACAACCACUGCCACUGCCACAACAACAACAACAACAAAAACAACAACAGUAUUCCAUUAAGAAAUCGUCCUCCUGCAGUAGUUUCCUUUACGACAUCCUAUUUCGAGGUCUGGCGCGAGACAUCAACAGCCUCACGCAGCGCUACGACUCGGAAACGGAUCCGGCAGCAGAUCCCGACACGGAUGCCACCGGCGACAGUCUGGAGCCGUCGCAAGCCGUCACGCCGAACAAGAUGCAGCACUCGCUGCAUGGCGGAAUCGGACCCAGGUCCUCGCAGCAGCACAGCUCCUUCAAGCGGCCAACGCCGGUGAUGGGCAACCGGGGACUGGAGACGCGUCAGAGCAAGCGUUCCCAGCACCAUCCAUCGGUGCCCCCGCCAGCACCCAGGGAUCAAAUGCAGCCAGUGCCCAACGGCAGCCCUGCACUGGCCGCGCAUCCCAUCACCGUGGGCGCCCUGGAGGUGAUGAAUGUGAAGCGCGUGGUGAAUCGAUACGGCACCCUGCCGAAGGUGGCCCGCAUCGGCGCCUUCCUCGACAGUCUUGAGGACAGUGGGGGCGAGGCCAGUCCCUCACCAACGCCUACGCCAGCUGCCAACGGUCAUGCCACACCGCCGGCCAGGAUCAAUCCCAGCCCCAAGGCUCCAUCGACGGCUAGCCUGGCCACGCCGCCGCCCCAGCAGAUGAUCCGGAGCAACUCCUCCGGUGGCGUGACCAUGCAGAACAAUGCGGCGGCCAGUCUGAACAAGCUGCAGCGUCACCGCACCACCACCGAGGGCACCAUGAUGACGUUCUCCUCGUUCCGGGCCGCUGGCUCCAGCAGCUCGCCCAAGAGGAGUGGCGUGGGCCUGGGGUCUGGCGGUGUUCCAGCCCAGCCUGUACCCCAACCGGCUCUGGCCAACCUGGAGUUUCCGCCACCGCCGCUGGACCUGCCGCCUCCACCCGAGGAGUUCGAGGCGGGUCCACCGCCGCCGCCACCAGCGCCCGAGAGUGCCGUCCAGGCCAUCCAGCAGCAUCUGCACGCCCAGCACUCGAACAACAACGUCUGCAACACCAGCAGCAACAGCAUCGGCAACACCAACAACAACAACGACAGCAGCACCCACGACGUGAGCAACACGGCCCCGAGCGUCGAGGAGGCCAGCUCCCGGUUCGGAGUGUCCCUGCGCAAGCGUGAACCCUCGACGGACUCGUGCAGCUCCCUGGGCACCCCGCCAGACGCUGCACCCGAGAAGAGCCUCAAUCUGAAAGAGAAACUGAUCACGGAGAUCAAGGCGGCGGGUGGCAAGGAGUCGCCAGUGAGCCCACACCUGGCCAACGGAUCAGCAGUGGCAGCAGUCUCAGCAGUGCCAGUGGAUCCCGUCUCCCAGCUGGUCACCGAGUUGGCAGAGAGCAUGAAUCUGCCCAAGCUGAAAAUGACGAAUGGCAAUGGCACUGCCACAGCAGCCACAGCAGUAGCUCCUCCAGCUGGUUUCAAGGCUCAGCUGAAGAAGGUGGAACCCAAGAAGAUGACGGCGCCCAUAGCCAAGACAGAGCCCACGUCCAACAUCAUCAUUGACUUCAAGGCCCAUCUGCGGCGAGUGGACAAGGCGGAGCAGCAGCUGCAGGAGAAGCCUCCUGUUCCCGCCUGUGCCCAACAGCAGGCGGUGGCAAAUAAUGCCAAUGGCACCGGCACCGGCACUGGCACCCUGAACCGCAAGGACGACAAUAGGAAGUUCUCCCACUCGCAGGCCGUGCAAAAGACUGAAAUCAAAAUAGAUGUGACCAACUCCAACGUGGAGGUGGAGACGGGCACGGGAACGGGAGACAGCAGCAGUAGCAGCGGCGGGGACCUCGGCAAGCGACGAAGCACAGGUAGUAUUAAUAGCUUAAAGAAACUGUGGGAGCAACAGCCCCAGGGGCAGGCACAGGCUCAGGCCCAACCCCCCGACUAUGCCAGUAGCGCGAUCAUCCAGCAGCCGUCACUUAAUGGCGGCUCCUCCACAUCAACCACAUCCCAGCUAUCGCCCAAGUACGGGCUCAAAGCAAUUCCCACGGCCAAGCCAGGCAAUAGGCCGCCGCCAGCUGCCCCACCACCACCGCCCCCAACCAACAGCACGAUCACCACCACAGUCACAGCCACUGCCACUGCCAUGAGGGUGCAGCCACAGCCACUAGCAUCCAGCAGCUCAAUAAAAACCUCUCAUUCCACGCAACUCUUCACAGAUGACGUCAGCGAGGAGCAGCAAGAGGGACUGGGACUAGGGCCAGGAGGCGGCCACACGGCAGCGGAGAAUAUGACACAGUCGCUCUACGUCCAGAACGAGCUCCAAGGCAGCAAGCAGGCGCAGCCGCAACAGAAGCCCGCUGUGCCGCACAAGCCCACCAAGCUGACCAUCUACGCCACGCCCAUAGCCAAGCUGGCGACGGACAAUGGCUCCAGCACGGGCAACUCCACGCAGAUAUCGAGGGAGAGCAUCCUGGAGCUGGUGGGCCUGCUGGAUGGCUCUCUCAAGCAUCCCGUCAACGCCAUUUCCGCCUCGCAAUGGCUCCAGCUGAGCGACAAGCUCAACAUCCUGCAAAACUCGUGCGUCAUUUUUGCGGAGAACGAGUCAAUGCCGCCGCACUCCAAGUUCCACUUCCGGGAGCUGGUGACUCGAGUGGAGACACAGUCGCAGCACCUGCGCUCCGCCGGCAGCAAGAACAUUCAGGACAACGAGCGCCUGCUCCUGGAGGUGGGACAGUCGCUCAAGCAGAUCUCCAAUGCGCUGAAUAGGUAAAUGAUAAGAACGGGGAUGGAUGCGCACGCACACGAGCACCAGCCGGGCGUCUGGUUGGAUGCCGAGGGCAACUUUAUCAAGCGAAAGUGACACGGGACACGACACUCGAGAGAACCAAACAAACAAGCAAACCGAACGAACGAACCA
Molecule: messenger RNA, 6352 nt
Organism: Drosophila obscura
Lineage: Eukaryota; Metazoa; Arthropoda; Insecta; Diptera; Drosophilidae
Gene: Abl
Product: tyrosine-protein kinase Abl
Exons: 9
Coding region: 770-6205 (1811 amino acids)
Biological process (GO): protein phosphorylation
Molecular function (GO): protein binding; non-membrane spanning protein tyrosine kinase activity; ATP binding
Source: RefSeq, a predicted model, not a curated record